GAAGAAAUGGACUACCAUCAAGAAAACGACCAAAACCACUCAAACUUACCAUCCGCAAUAACCUUAGAAGUAGUGCCGAUAAAACAGGAAACCGUCAUCAUAUCCACAGAAGAAGCGAGGAACAACAUCCUGAUGCAGGAAAGUUUGGAGAGUCAGGACGAACAGGAUGUACAGGGUGUGCACUUUCUAACAGACGACGAGAGCGGCGUUUUGGUGGCAAAAGUCGAGAAUGGGGAGAAUUACGAGAAAAAGAAAAACGAGUUGCUGGAAUAUUUGACCAGGCACGACGGCAGUGUGGUGUGCAAGCUUUGCGGGGAGGUGCUGGCCUCGAGAACGCAUUGGUACAGGCACAAAUAUAAGCUGCAUGUCAACACUUACGUGAACCCCAUACCGCUGUUCAAGUGCACGCAUUGCAACGCGUUCUUCAAGAGUCGAAAGGGGUACAUUGGGCACGUCUCGUCGAGGCACUCGGAGAAUUUGGAUCAAAACGAGGAGCUAAACAUCAGCAUAAAAGAGGAGAUCGUCGAGACCAGCUCUGAAAGCCCGAAGUUCAACAACAAUAACGGCAAGAAGAAGGAGAACGUCAAAGCUGCGGAUUGGGAGGAACAAAGAGUGAAAGAAGAGAAAUUGGUGGCGGAUAUUAUAGACAGGGUGAGGAAGGAGUGCGAGGCCCAAGGGGCGGCUGUAAGUCGCAGGGGGUAUAGCAGGAGACCCACUGUUAUGCGAUCUUGCAAUUAACUUUUUAUUUUCACGUUCUAGUGCCAAAUGUAACGAUUUUUAAUGUUCAAAAGUGUUAAGAAGUUUACAUAUCCAAUUUUAUUAUUACAAAAUGUGGAAAAGGGAUUUACAGUUUUAUUUUUGACUAAAAAUGUGUAAACUAACUUAGAGUUAUGACAAGCCAAAAAAGUACAAAUGGUUUUCUUUAAAUGUGACGUUUUUACUAAAAUUGCUAUGAAUUUAUAACCACCUUAGGUAAAUAAAAAAGGAAAAACGAUUGAUUAAAAAACCUAACAUAAUUUUAGAAAUGUUGAAAAGCGUGG
This is a messenger RNA of Brassicogethes aeneus, 1040 nucleotides long. Lineage: Eukaryota; Metazoa; Arthropoda; Insecta; Coleoptera; Nitidulidae. The record is from the annotation of a GenBank genome assembly.